Messenger RNA from Trichomonas vaginalis G3, 1419 nucleotides. RefSeq lists its product as uncharacterized. The transcript has a single exon. NCBI's taxonomy places the organism in Eukaryota, Parabasalia, Trichomonadida, Trichomonadidae. The record is from RefSeq and is a predicted model, not a curated record. The coding region runs from base 1 to 1419 and encodes 472 amino acids.
AUGGCUGAAUAUGAUUUUGACGAUGACUUUAUUGAUGAUGAGGAUGAGGGAAAUCCAUUUGUAUUAGGUGAUGAAGAUGAACAACCUCAUCAAGCAAAUUUUGAAGAUGAAAAUGAAGAUGAUUUUGGUACAGAAACCCCUGAACCAACAAAAACACCAGCAAAUGAUGAACAUGACUUUUCAUCCGAUGGAGAUGAACAGAAGGAAGAUGAAAAAGCAGAAGAAUCUCAAAAAGCUGUCGAUGAAACGCCUUUGCCAGAAGAAAAAGUCGAGGAAGAAGAAGCGGUUCCAGAAUCUCCUCAUAAAGAAGAACCAGAACUAGAAAGUCAACCAGAAAACCAAGAAAUACAAGAAAAUAAUGAAGAUUCAUCCAAACUUUCGUCAUCUCUUUCCUCCAAGAAAGAUUUAAGCGACGAUGAUGUCGUUAAAGAAGUCAUGGAGACAGAAGAAAUUUUCAAUAGAAGUCAAAAGAUUUCAACACUUAAUCAAAGUUUAUCAUUACGAUUAACAGAGACAAAUCAACUAUUUUCAUUAUUAAUGUGCGUUCUUACAGAUACACAACUUCUUAUGCAUAGAAAUAGAACUUCAAUGGACUUUUCUAUUUAUGAUGAAGUUGAAUUGUCCGGAAAGCCAUAUAAAUACGACGGAGGUUUGAUCAAACAUCCGAAGUACGUUGAUGGCUAUAAUUUGUCCGGAUGCUCGGAUGUAGAUAAGACCGGAGUUCUCGAAUAUCUUGAUUAUGUUAAAGGAAUGAUCGACAGAGGCCUUCCUCAAGUUGUUGAGGCAUCUGUAAACAUUAUGCAAGAUCCAUUAGUUAAAGCCCAUCGAAAAUUGGCUUCAAUGGAGCAAAGAAUUAAUGAUCUUAAGCGUUCCAACGCAGAACUUCAACUACAAACUAGACAUACAGCUAACCAACUCGUUAAACUUGAAAAGCAAGGUGAAUCUGAAUUCAAAGCUACAACAGGAAAAUCCGAUGUAAUUAUUCAACAGCAAAGACUACAGAAAGCAUUGCUCAGAGUAUCAAUGCUUAAAGAUGAUAACGAAAAAGCUCAAUCCGAGAACUCCAAACUACUUUCUGAGUUAAAUUCUCUUACAUCUCGUUCUUCAUCUCGUUCCGAGACAAAUACUAAUUCACAGCUUGUAAAAGAUUUCGAAGCUAUUAAUGCUUCAAUCGAACAGUCCGAAGAAGAGCGAGAAACAGCAAUGGCCCAACGUCGCGUUUCAAUUACGAGAAUGAACAAAACAAUCGAGAAACUCGAAGGAGAAAUAUCCGUUUUACAACAACGACUUUCUUCUGUCGAUAAUAAAAUCCGAAUUAUGACUCAAGGAAAGGCUUCUCGUAAUUCUGCGGCCGGAUCCAAGCUACAGAAGGCAGCAGGAUCAAAGAUUCCAGUUCCAUCUAAGAAACCAAAACAAUAA